AUGGCAGCAGUCGAGCUGUACCAUUAUCAUCCUUCGUUUAUUCUUUCUCUCGUUGCUCUCGUUGAGGCUACUGGAUAUGCUUGUCGUGCUAUAUCGGCUUCUGAAUCACCAGACUGGACUUUCGUUCCUUAUGCGAUCCAGACCUUUGCGUUUCUUUUAGGUCCGAGUUUGAUUACUGCGAGUAUCUAUAUGAUUCUCAGCAAAAUCAUCAUUGCUUUGGAUGCAGAUAUCUAUUCACUCGUUCCGGUCAAAGUGAUCCCCAAGGUCUUCAUCUUUGGCGACGUAGUCUCUCUGGCAGCACAACUCACUGGUGCUGGCAUCUUGAUCAAUGCCAAUUCAUUCAGUCAACAAAGAACAGCCCAGCUUAUCAUUAUCGGCGGCCUGGCUUUUAAGAUCUACUUCUUCGGCUUCUUCACUUCGGUUUUGCACAUCGUACACAGCCGCAUUGUUGAUAACCCAUCUCGCAGGAGUAUUAAUCUGACCAUACCUUGGAAGCGUUGGAUUAUCGUUCUUUACAUCGCCUGCGGGCUCAUAAUCGCUCGCUCAGUCUAUCGAGUAAUCGAGUACGCCACUGGUCCUCUGGGCAUCCUUCAAGGCACGGAAAUCUACUUCUACAUCUUCGACGCAGGAUUCAUCUUCCUCGUCACACUUCUCCUUAACAUAUUUCACCCAAGACAACUAGCUACAGUUUCAUCAGAUGAUCUAACAGAUGUUGAAACCGUUAUCGUCACUCCUUCAAAGCCCCCUCCUCAGUAUCAACCGCCACGGACACCUCCGAAAUACCUGCAACCACCACCGCAUCUUCCUUCUUAUGCGAAUCUCAGGAAUCGCGGACCUUACUAUCAUUUGCCCCAAUCCCCUUACAGAACUCGGUCGUAUAUACAGUAUCCACCUCCCCUACACUACUACCAGCAGAGAAGACCUCCUACAUUGGCUCACCAUCGUCCACGGACCAACAGAACUUAUAAGAGCUUCAAUACUUCCCUGAGCUCGUCUUCUAGUUUCGUUAGUAUAUACAAUCCUCAGACUGGCCAGUAUGAGCCGUUCCGGCGGUAG
Fusarium tjaetaba is the source of this 1056-nucleotide messenger RNA. RefSeq names its product RTM1. Gene Ontology annotation, cellular component: membrane. The record is from RefSeq and is a predicted model, not a curated record. NCBI's taxonomy places the organism in Eukaryota, Fungi, Ascomycota, Sordariomycetes, Hypocreales, Nectriaceae. Bases 1 to 1056 code for a protein of 351 amino acids. The transcript is spliced from 3 exons.